Molecule: messenger RNA, 1914 nt
Organism: Vigna umbellata (rice bean)
Lineage: Eukaryota; Viridiplantae; Streptophyta; Magnoliopsida; Fabales; Fabaceae
Source: RefSeq, a predicted model, not a curated record
AAAAAAAAAACUAGUUUCUAUGAUACUGAAUGUGCUGUAGGUUCUCUGGUUCCUCCGCCUUACCAUCAGAGCACCUCUGGCGAAGUCGAUUCCGGCGAGCGAACCGAGUUACCGUCAACGUCGCUGGCAAGGUUCAUGCUGCUGAAACCUCUUUGACUUUUCCAAUUAAGCAUUUGUUUUACUGUGUCAAUGAGAGGCAACAUUGGAAUAAGGAUCCCAAACCCCACAAUUUCAAAUGCCACCAGAAGAACGCUAGUUGCAUUUUCUACAUCUUCAGGUUUUGGUGAUGGCGGACGUGGUCGUGGUCGUGGAGGCUCCGUCCCUGGUUCAGGCCCGUUCAAGUUCAAUGAAAGAGCUCCUGGUAAGCCUAAUUCCAGUGAGCCCAAAUCUGACAUGACAGAGUCACCCAUUCCUCCUGGUUCUGGUCAUGGCCAUGGCCGUGGCAAGCCAAUGCCUCCGCCAGGUCUUCCUUCUUUCUCAUCAAUUUUAUCUUCCAUAAAUCAGCCACACGUUGGUCGGGGCCGGGCUACUGUGCCCCACCAUCAAAAUGAUUUGCAAUCACCUGCUGGUCGUGGCCGGGGUAUUGUACCUCAACCUCCAAAUGAUUUGCGGUCACCUGCUGGUCGUGGCCGAGCUACUUUACCUCAACCUCCAAAUGAUUUGGCGCCACCAGAUUCUGGACCCAAAAAUCCCAUUUUAUUCAAAAGAGAGGAAAAUGCUUCUCCAACAACGAGAGAUGGUUUUCCUAUUGAUGUUGAGCAUGUUAACAAACUUCCAGGCAACAUACUAGAGGUGUUGUCUGGACUUGGAAGGGGGAAGCCCAUGAAACAGCCAGAUCCGGAAACGCAAGUUAGAGAAGAGAAUAGGCAUCUUCGCGCUCGGCCAGCUCGUGGUGCAGCUGCCUCUGACACUUUGCCUGAGAGACGGGCAAUACCAGCCCGGGAUGAUGCAGUGAGGAAUGCACGGAAAUUUUUGUCACAAGGUGAGGAUGAUGGAAGUGGCACAGGAAGAGGAAGAGGGUUUAGGGAGAGAGGUGGGCUUGGCCGAGGCAGGGGCAGAGGAAGAGGCAGAGGUCGAGGCAUAGGAAGAGGAGGGUUCAGAGGGAGGGAUGUAGAUGAAAGACUUGGUCGAUUCAGGGAUGCUGAAGAUUCCUAUGCUACAGGGUUAUAUGUCGGAGAUGAUGCAUGUGGUGAGAAAUUAGCCAAAAAGUUUGGGCCAGAGAUAAUGAAUCAGUUAACUGAAGCAUUUGAGGAGAUGACUGAUAGAGUUUUGCCAUCCCCAUUAUACGAUGAGUAUUUGGAUGCAUUAGACAUCAAUUAUGCCAUUGAAUUUGAGCCAGAAUAUUUGGUGGAAUUUGAUAAUCCAGAUAUUGAUGAGAAGGAACCAAUUCCACUUCGGGAUGCACUUGAGAAGAUGAAACCAUUCUUGAUGGCAUAUGAGGGAAUUCAAAGUCAGGAAGAGUGGGAGGAAAUAAUGGAAGAGACGAUGGCUCGAGUUCCAUUGUUGAAAAAGAUUGUUGAUCACUACAGUGGACCAGAUAGGGUAACUGCAAAGAAGCAACAACAAGAAUUAGAAAGAGUUUCUAAAACUCUUCCCGAAAGUGCACCAUCUUCAGUGAAACAAUUUACUAACCGUGCUGUUGUCUCUCUUCAGAGCAACCCAGGCUGGGGAUUUGACAAGAAAUGCCAUUUCAUGGAUAAGCUGGUUUGGGAAGUGUCUCAGCAUUACAAGUAACUUACUCUGCCUUUCAAGCUUAAACAUGGUGGGUUUUUGUGGUAUACGAUAUCCAUUGUAAUGUGGACAAAUCAUCUGAGCUUCUUGCAUGUCAAAUUUUGUUAACUUCAGCUUUGAUUAAAAAACUCCUAUAACUCUUGCAAUAAUAUGAAUUAUAGUUAUCUUUUAGUCUUGUUGCUA